CCCCGUGUAGAGCCCUGCUCUGCCCGACUCCCCGGGAUUUAUUUCUCUUUCCGAGGUAGCCAUGGAUGCUUCGACUCCUCUGCCUCCCGCACCCCCUUCCCCGAGGUGCAACCCGGCCCCACAGACAAUCCACAUUGAGUUCCCUCAUCAUAGCUCCUCGCUGCUGGAAUCCCUGAACCGCCACAGGCUGGAGGGAAAGUUCUGUGAUGUAUCCCUCCUGAUUCAGGGCAGGGAACUUCGAGCUCACAAAGCAGUGUUGGCCGCUGCCUCUCCUUACUUCCAUGACAAGCUGCUUUUGGGGGAUGCGCCCCGGCUCACUUUACCGAAUGUCAUCGAGGCAGACGCGUUCGAGGGACUGCUUCAGCUUAUUUAUUCAGGAAGCCUCCACCUGCCACUGGAUGCUCUCCCUGCCCAUCUCCUUGCAGCCAGUGGCCUUCAGAUGUGGCAAGUAGUGGAUCGGUGCUCAGAGAUUCUUCGAGAAUUAGAAACGUCUGGUGGAAUUUCAGCUGGCGGAGGAGCCUCCAACCUCACACUUCUUUCCACAACAUCUUCAGGAGGCUGGUGCAUUCGCUCUUCCUCUUUCCAGAACCCUGUACAGUCCUCUGCUUCUACAGAGAAUUCUGCUUCUCCUGAGAGCCCCAUUGGAGGGAAGGGGAGUGAACUAGAAGGAAUGUUACAGAUUCAGGUGAAAGUAGAGGAGGAAGAGGAGCAGGGGUCAGCAGACCCACUCUUUCAGACUCCUCAACCUGAGGGAGUGUCAGAAGGGGCUUCCCAAGCUUGCGUAUCCCACCCGUUGCCUACAUCUGUUCUUCCCAGCAAACCUUCAGAAGAUGAGAACUCAACACUUGAUCCUCCUGCCCCUCCUGUACAAGCUUCCCAAAUCUUAUAUGCUAAUCAGGAAAAUGUCGAGUGUAAGGAGGAGAUACCAGGAGGUAGGACUCGGUCUGGAGGAGCAAAAGAAAAGACCAAAGUACGAUCUGGAGAGGACUCUGAGGAGAAGGGGGAGCUAAAAUACUUGCUGUCCUCAGGAGGAGGGGAAACGUCUGGGGCAGGAGAUCCAUCCUGGAAACCUGUAGAUCUUCAUGGGAAUGAGAUCCUGUCAGGGAGUGGAGGACCUGGAGGGACAGGGCAGGCUAUGCAUGGGCCUGUGAAGCUAGGAGGGACGCCUCCUGCAGAUGGAAAGUGCUUUGCCUGCCUGUGUGGGAAACGCUUUGCAGUAAAGCCAAAACGAGACCGACACAUCAUGUUGACCUUCAGCCUUCGCCCUUUUGGAUGUGGCAUCUGUAAUAAACGUUUCAAGUUGAAGCAUCACCUGACAGAGCACAUGAAGACCCAUGCUAGAGCUCUGCAUGCGUGUCCCCACUGCGGCCGUCGGUUCCGUGUCCAGGCCUUUUUCCUUCGUCACCGGGACUUAUGCAAGGGCCAGGGCUGGCCCACUUACCACUGGACUUACAAAUGACUACUGGUGCUCCGUAGUGAUUUCUAGGACAAGAUAGCCACGGCUGCUGAUGGACUCUUACCUUUCACCACCUCAGUCCUGGAUUAUGUAGUUAUUCCAAGAGAUUAUAUAUGUUAUGUUACGAACCCCUUAUUCUUGGGUAUGGGUCUCACCAUGCUGUAUUUAGAAGUCCGAGUUUAAACAGACUGUAGGAAAGUCAUGCUUCUGAUCACUUAACCUAAGUGGCCCUUUUUGUAUUGCUAGCCAGUGAAGGAACUGCUGACCUCAGAUUAUAUUAGAGAACAGUUGGAGCAAAGUGACCCAAUAACUCUUACCUCAUCUUCAUGGGGAGGUGAGGGAACUAGUCUCUAAGAAUACAUUUGGUUCAGAGUUCAAGUAAUUGCCAGACUUAGCUCUAAGCAGCCUCUCCCUCACAGCAGUAUUCUGUUUCUGAACGUUCUGUCAUUUCUUUCCAGAUGCUUUUUAGGUUGUACUUUGUGUUUCUUACCAGUAGACACCUUUGCCGAAUAUCCUUUUAAAAAUACUUGAGCAGGACUGAAGAGAUGGCUCAGCAGUUAAGAGCACUGUCUGCUCUUUCAGAGGUCCUGAGUUCAAUUCCCAGCAACAUGGUAGCUCACAACCAUCUGUCAUGGGAUUUGAUGCUCUCUUCUGGUCUGCAGGCAUACAUGCAGACAGCAUUCAUACAUUUAAAAAAAAAUGUACUUGAACAUGCAGUGAGUGUGGUGUACACAUUUAAUCACAGCACAUGGGAGGCAGAGGCCUUGAAUUUCUUCAGGUUCAAGGCCAGGCAGGGCUAUACACGGUGGGACCCUAUCUUUAUGGGGAAAAUAGUACUUGAGCACUUUAGCAAACAGAGCAUUUCAUGUCAUUCUGAAAGUAUAUAACAGGGUAUUCCCUCAGCAGCCUUAACUUUGUCCACCUUUCACUACCACAGAUAACUUGCUUAUGAUCACAAUGACAGAUAUGACCCACGAACUCAGGAGAUGGCAGCUGACCUACAAUGCUCUCGGUGUGGCAUUUGGUCUCUGAACAAAUUGCCCCGCUUAGAGGAACUCAGGGUUGAAACCACACAUGGUGAAGUCUGCAGAGGAGUUAAAGUGGGACCAUACUGCUUUCUUUUCCAUCACACCCACACAUGGUAGAAACAACACCUUUGUAGAGGUAGAGGGACUAGCACACUAUACUAGAUAGUAGAAUGGAGGUGAAGGGAAAUUUAAAGUCAUUAAUAAACUCUGCCCU
Arvicanthis niloticus (Nile rat) is the source of this 2698-nucleotide messenger RNA. RefSeq names its product zinc finger and BTB domain containing 9 (gene Zbtb9). Lineage: Eukaryota; Metazoa; Chordata; Mammalia; Rodentia; Muridae. Gene Ontology annotation, molecular function: protein binding; RNA polymerase II cis-regulatory region sequence-specific DNA binding; DNA-binding transcription factor activity, RNA polymerase II-specific. Gene Ontology annotation, biological process: regulation of transcription by RNA polymerase II. The record is from RefSeq and is a predicted model, not a curated record.